CAUCCCGAGAACCACAAAUGUUUUGUUUUAUUUAGCGCGUAUUUAUUAUUGUAUAUUUGCCGCCAUGAAAAUCCUCUGCGAGGUACAGGUGGUAAACCGAAACACACAGGCCAACCGAACACCGAGGCCCGUCAAGUCCACACUGGCCAUUGGCUACAAGCAGAGCGCCCGGGAUGCCAACGGCAACACCAAGAAGGAGCUGGAAAUGGUGCUCUUCAGCGGCCAAAGCAAGACGGGCAGCCGAUACAAAGUGCGGGACAACAUUCACGCCGUGCACACCAAGUUCGUGUUGGACGGCAAGGCCACAAUUGGCUUCAAGCAGCCGGCGGAGAACCUGCUAAUCAAGUGCGACCCCAUACAGCUAAAGGGAUUCCUGCAGACCCUCAAGCUUGGUAUGGAGGGCAAGGAGGCUAUUAAUCUGAGACUGAACAUCGCUGCUGCCACGGCCAUACCUCAGAAGGCGCAACCCCAAGUGAAAAUGGUAAUCAGCAAGCGGAGCGAGUACCCCAUCAAGGGAUUCCCGCGCACCCUCAAGUCGCUGACCAUCAACAACAGCCAGCUGGUGAAGCUCAGCUUCGAGAUCUGCUCCCUGCGCAACCUCACGAAGCUGGACGUCAGUGGCAACAAGCUGACAAAGAUUCCUUCAGAGCUGGGUCGCCUGGCGCUGAGCUCGCUGCAUCUGGGGAGCAACUGCUUAGGCGAACUUAACGACUGGUGCUGGCUGCGCGGCACCAAGCUAAGCCAGUCCCUCGGUGAGUUGGACCUGUCAAGCAAUGGACUAACCCAUUUUCCGCCCCCGCUGGUAAAAUGUGAGCGUUUGGUGUCGCUUAAUUUGAACGACAACCAACUGACUCGACUGCCGUUCUCCAUCCGCCGGCUGCAGGCAUUAAGGAAGCUUCACGUGUGCAGCAACAAGUUGGAGUCGCUGCCCUCUGCUAUCGAGGACCUUCACAUCGAUCUGCUAGACGUAUGGGGCAAUUGCUUCAAAGCCUUUAACAGCGAGGAGGCCCAACAGUUGACUAAACGAACGUCCGGGAACAGCACACCGCAACCGUUGUGGCUGCAGGCGGCUCGGGCUGUUGCGAACUAUAAGUUGCCUCUGCCGGCCGGCUCCUUGCCCGCUGUUCUCAUUGAACUCAUCUGCGAGGCGCCCAAGUGCCUAUGCGGGCAGCUCUGUUACGCGCUCAGCAAAGAGGAUCUUCUCCAGCGCGUCGUCCAGCCGAAGUUCACCAACAUUAAGAACUUGACCUAUAGUCGUGAGCAUCAGAUCUACGCUGAUGUCGUCAUCUGCGGCCCCACAUGUAGUGCCUCGCAGCAGUUAAAGUCUCUGUUUAGUUUAGUAUUUCCCUGAUAGUAGCAGGUUCUAUUCUUUCCCGAAGUGAAGUCCUCUAAAUUUCUUUAAUUUUACCAUGAAUAUUUUUAUAAGUUCACAACAUAUUUUCAUUUUUCAUUUAAUUCAUUUUUUUAUUUAUAGUCUAUAUACUUGUAUCUAAGCUGCCAAUUAAAUCGAUUUUAGAAUUAAAAAAUUAAUGGAUUUCAAACUUUCUCAACCUAUCAGCAUGAGCAAGUAGGAAAAGUUUAAAAGAAAUAGUUUAGCUUCACUACAUACAUACAUAAGAGGAUAAAGUAUUGAUUUCGGGUUAUUCAGUGGCACAGUUUUACCCAUAUUGGCUAAAAAAGCGCUCUGGUGAGACCGGGCAACUCCUUGAAGGCGGUGUAGAACCUCCUUCCCGGCAAAUUUUCGCUGGCAUAAAGACAUUCACACGCACGCCUUGGUUGCUUACUUUGUUUUCGUAUUACAGGAUGCUCGUUGUUUUUAUUAUUAAAAGCUUCGUGCGUAUGUGACUUGCAUAAACGAUUUUUUUUAUCAGCCGGCACACCUACUCAACCCACAGUGCGUCCUUUUAUUUUCAAAUAACGAAUUCUUAGUACACUUUGUCUGGAAAUAGGGAUUAGUAUAGAGUUUAUGAGGUUCUAGGUAUUCAUAUUUAUUAAUCAUUUAAAUAUUUUACAAACUUUAAUUGA
This is a messenger RNA of Drosophila serrata, 2025 nucleotides long. It is a transcript of the gene Lrr47, whose product is annotated as Leucine-rich repeat 47. NCBI's taxonomy places the organism in Eukaryota, Metazoa, Arthropoda, Insecta, Diptera, Drosophilidae. Gene Ontology annotation, cellular component: cytoplasm. The record is from RefSeq and is a predicted model, not a curated record. Gene Ontology annotation, molecular function: protein binding.